Messenger RNA from Adelges cooleyi (spruce gall adelgid), 2145 nucleotides. It is a transcript of the gene Pex14, whose product is annotated as peroxisomal membrane protein PEX14. The coding region runs from base 670 to 1725 and encodes 351 amino acids. The record is from RefSeq and is a predicted model, not a curated record. Gene Ontology annotation, molecular function: signaling receptor binding. NCBI's taxonomy places the organism in Eukaryota, Metazoa, Arthropoda, Insecta, Hemiptera, Adelgidae. Gene Ontology annotation, cellular component: peroxisomal membrane; peroxisomal importomer complex. Gene Ontology annotation, biological process: protein import into peroxisome matrix, docking. The transcript is spliced from 7 exons.
AGGUAAGUUAGUACCUAGGUAAAUUUAAACAGAAAAUAAAAUAUUGACAUCUUUCAAAGAACAUAAAUUUCAACUUUUAAUUGUAAUUAAGAACAGUAGACAAAUCAAAAUAACAACAGCCUCUAUCAGUUUAAUAGUAAGUAAUGAUAAACAAGAAAUAAAAAGUAUAUUGAAGGGUAUAGGAAAAGAAACAGGCAAGUCACUUUUUAAAAAUGGCCAUUUUUUUGUUAUAAAAUUCGUUUUGAUACGAAACAAAAUUGUUCUUUAUUUUUAAACACGAUUAAAAGUUUUUAGGUCAUUUUUUGAAACAUUUUAAAACUUUAUUUAAACAUAUUUUUCUCAGAUUAAAAAAAAGGACUCGCCUGGAUUUUCGCUUCUAUUGAUCUCCAAUACACCAGAAAAUGACUUUGUAAUUGUUGAUUAAACUUCGCCAUAAAUUAGAGGGAAAAAACUUAAAACAUUUUUUAACUGGAAAAACCCAAUACUUGUUUACCCAUUAAAUAAGUACUGGCGUAUUCGAAUAGUAUUACUGUGUUGUAAUUUUUCGUUAAGGGGAAAGUGUAGGUACUAGAUAGCCAUUAUUAUAGGAGUGGCCGAUACAGAUCUACCGUUUCGUCUGAUCUACCUAUCUUCGGUUCAGUUUAAUAGAUUAGGCUGAUCGUUCGAUAAAUGACUGACAAAUUGAAUAACACAAUAGUGCAAAAUAGUACACCUAUAAGCCAGGAAAACCAUAACACCGGCACACCGAUAAACGGGCAUAGCGUUCGUGAAAAUUAUGUGAUAAAAGCGACAGAGUUCUUAAACACCGACGCGAUAAAAAACACCCCGAUGGAUAGAAAAGUACAGUUUUUGAGAUCCAAAGGCUUGACCGAUCAUGAGAUAAAGUUAGCUCUCAACAGAGUGUUAAUGGUCAGCGGUCAAAAUCCUAGCCCCCCCGCCCCAAAUUUAGUACCGUCUCGACCGCAUUACAAUAAUUCGUCAGGUGUUAUGAGUCCGGAGUAUGGUGUUAUCCAAAAGCCAUAUGAGUCACAGGGUUGGUUCCGAAGACUUUUCGAGCCGAUCGCCUUCAUCACUGCUAUUGUUUACGCAGGCUAUCAAAUUUACAAGAAAUACGUAGAAGGCUGGCUUUUCGGCCAACGGCAGCCUACAUUGCAAGAACGUUUGCAAAUGGUUGAGAUUUCGGUACAGAAAUGUUUGUUGUUCCUGGAAGAAAAGAGCAAGGCUUCCGAGGAGUACUUGGCCGAUAUGCAAACGAAACGGCAAAUUGAACAAGAUCAAUUACGACAAGAACUGAAAUCGCUCAAAUGUUUGUUGCUCGGCAGAAAUCAAUUUCCGCCAGCUUCGACUACGCCAAGUCUUCCGCAAUGGCAACAAACAAAGCAAUCCAAAUCCGUCGAUCGAUCGUCAAAAGAAGUCACCGAGGAGCCAAGUACAUCCAAAAUGUUAUCAAAACCAACGCCCACAGGUUCUCAGAACGGCCCGGUCAAAAUUGAAUCCGUAACAAAAGAGAGUUCACCUCAAGUCGUGAACAAUGUUGAUAAAAAAUCAAAAAGUUCUUCCAAAUCGGCCAAAACUAAAAACACCAUCAAUUCGCAAAAUAUCAAUUUAAACGGAACGCAUAAUGAACCCAAAACGACUGUGCCAGUCAGUGGCGACACUGCCAAUAAAAUUUCAGACACUAAUGGAGAUAAGAAUAUAAUAGAUAAUCUAUCAAACUCGUCAUAAUUGUCGUCUACUGAAUACAAUAAAUUACCGUUUGAAAUUUGGAAAACAUUCAACCCUUUCUGGAUGUCCGACGGAUAUGUUUAUGUUCUGUAAAGGGUUAAUAUAGGGCUACGUAAACUAACUAAUUUUAUUUAAGACUGAAGUUACUUUAUAAUUAUAUAUUACCAGUUAUUUUUCAAACAACUUUUUUUUUUUUAUUGUAAUUAGUAUUUUAGCUGCGUGUUGGAUAAAUAUUGUCUAUUGGAACAUAUAUAUAUAUACAAAAUAUAUGUCUUGUUAAAACGGGUGGGUGAAUACUUAUUUUUCAAUAUAUUUAUAUUUAUAUAAGUAGGGAACUAUAUUUUUAUACUUACCUUUUAUUAUUUGUAACGGAUCCAAUGUUAAAUUUAUUGUAGUUUUUGUAAUUUUGUUAGUUUAUAA